Messenger RNA from Cladocopium goreaui, 459 nucleotides. NCBI's taxonomy places the organism in Eukaryota, Dinophyceae, Suessiales, Symbiodiniaceae. The record is from the annotation of a GenBank genome assembly.
AUGCAGUAUCAGUAUAUUACAUAUAUAAUCAUAUAUAUACAUAUAUAUAUAUUUAUUUAUACACAUUAUAUAACUAUUGUAAAUUAUAAUUUAAUUGUAUAUAAUGCAGUUGGAAUCGUUGAACUUUGUGCUGUUGUACUUGCAGCAAGGCGUGGUGCUGCAGCUUCACAGGCAGAUCCUGGCGCUCUCAUCGGAGAAAAGCUCCGUACAGAGGAGGAUGUGCUCUUCCUUCCAUCUGCCAAGCUACGUGGAUUUGAAGGUCUAUCUGCAUCGGAAGCAGAAGUUGUGCUGACAAUGCUGUUGGCUCCAUAUCUGCGGAUACCACUCCUAUUGGGUUUCUUGGGGACUUGGCAACGCGUGGGUGCCCUCGCAGACGAUCGGCUGCAGGGUGUCCUGGAAGCUGCAGUGUUUGAGCCCGGUCCAUGGCGAUCAACGACUUGUCCUCGGGAAGUGCCCAAG